Molecule: messenger RNA, 909 nt
Organism: Chara braunii
Lineage: Eukaryota; Viridiplantae; Streptophyta; Charophyceae; Charales; Characeae
Source: the annotation of a GenBank genome assembly
CAGAAGGAUGGAGGGCAGUGUUAUCAACGAUUGAGUAAGAAGAGAGGUGGUGCGUUGGUAGUUUCUGCCGAAGCGGGUGAUGCCAGUGGAGCAGAAGAUCCUAAUGGAAGUGGGAAGGGAGAUGGUGGAAAUGGCACGCCGAACAGUUCAGCGGAUAAAGGCAAGUCACUCGAAAUUAUGCGGAAAUUCUCGGAGCAGUAUGCAAAGCGAACCGGGACUUAUUUCUGUAUUGACAAGAGUGUGACAGCUGUUGUUAUCAAGGGCUUGGCAGAGCAUAAGGACCAGCUCGGGGCACCACUCUGCCCUUGCAGGCAUUAUGAUGACAAGAUGGCGGAAGCUGCACAGGGGUUUUGGAAUUGUCCGUGUGUGCCUAUGCGUGAACGGAAGGAAUGCCAUUGUAUGCUCUUUUUGACAGAAGAUGCGGACUUCGUUGGCGCUGACCAGUUGUUAGAUCCAUUUGAUUGCAAUGAUGAUGUCGAUGCCCACUUCGACAAUGACGACAAUGCUGUCGACAAUGCUGUCGACAAUGCUGUCGAUGAUGAUGAUGAUGAUGAUGAUGAUGAUGAUGAUGUAGUCAUCAGUGCAGGUAACAGCUGGUUGAAGACCACCCUGUUGGUUCGAGAUGGUUCGUGAGUGUUGCACGAGAGAUGGGUAUUUUCCUGUCGUCGCUGGCAGUCAAGCAUGCCGAAAUCAACUUCAUGAGAUCACCCUGUUGGUUGCUGUGUGAAAGAUUGGUGUUUUCCUGUCGUCGCCGCAGUCAACCACGCGUAAAACUAUGAGCACGUCGAAGUCAACUUCAUAAGACCAACCUUCAUACACAAAUGGUUAACAGGGACUCCCAUUUUCAGGCCCUGGGUAACGAGUCCAAAACUGAAAUUAGGGUUUUCGGGUCGUAUUUUAUGUUUUGAA